Molecule: messenger RNA, 2185 nt
Organism: Neltuma alba
Lineage: Eukaryota; Viridiplantae; Streptophyta; Magnoliopsida; Fabales; Fabaceae
Product: protein IQ-DOMAIN 1
Exons: 5
Coding region: 338-1891 (517 amino acids)
Molecular function (GO): protein binding
Source: RefSeq, a predicted model, not a curated record
CAUUACGUUAGUAAAUUGGCGGGAAAUCUUGUUUUUGACCUUUUCUUUCAUGGGCUGGCGGAUUCUGAUUAGUUUCUGUUUCGGGUUCACAGGACAGUUAAUGUCUGUCGAAAUUGGGCGUUCUUACAUAGAUUAACUUUUUAAGGAUUUUUUUUUCCCACUGUUGGUUCUUUGUUUAUUCACUGACAAAUUGGUGGAAAGUCCUUGCCUUUCUCUGCUGGGUGGCAGGAUUCUGUUUCUAGUUCUUUUGUAUGAUUUUUAUUUAUUGGUCCUAUACUUGUUUCCAUAAUCUGAAGUUACCAUCUGAAGGUUCUGUUUUUUGUGCACUUAUGGAAGUAUGAGGAUUCAAGUUAAAUGCAUUUCAUUAUGUGGUUCGGCUUCCAAAUCUAAUUCGUUUUCCCAUUCCUUCAAGGUAAGUGACUGGGACAUGGGGAGGAAAGGGAGUUGGUUUUCUUCAGUGAGGAAAGUUCUCGGUCCUCAGUCCAAGAACGAUCAGGACAAAAAGCAGAAGUCAGAUGAAGUAGGAUAUGACAAACACAAGGAAGCAGCUUUGCCAAAUGAAGAAGCACAAUCUGUUGUUCCUCCUGCUAUUCCAUCCAAAGAAGAUAUUAAAUCAACUGGAGCAGAGAAUGAGCAUAGCAAUUAUGCUUAUUCUCUGGCUCUUGCCACUGCUGCAGCAGCAGAGGCUGCUGUUGCUGCUGCUCAGGCUGCAGCAGAGGUUGUCCGUCUUACUAGUGUGUCCCGCUACCAUCUAAAGUCGAAGGAAGACAUGGCAGCUAUCAAGAUUCAGACGGCAUUUCGAGGAUAUCUGGCAAGAAGAGCAUUGCGGGGCUUGAAAGGUUUGGUGAGGCUGAAGAGAUUGAUACAGGGGAAAUCUGUUAAACGACAAGCAGCUUCUACCUUACGAUGCAUGCAGACCCUCACACGAUUGCAGUCUCAGGUCCAUGAGAGGAGGGCUAGAACGUCAGAGGAGAACCAAGCUCUUCAGUGGCAGCUGCAGCAGAAACACGAAAAAGAACUUGAGAAGUUGCAAGCUGCUCAGACUGGUGAAGAAUGGGAUGAUACAGCGCAAUCAAAGGAGCAAAUUGAAGCAAGACAGUCCAAAAGGCAAGAAGCUGCGGUUCGAAGGGAGAGAGCUCUGGCCUACGCAUUUUCACGUCAGCAAAAGUGGAGGAACUCUUCAAAACCUGCAAAUCCGACCACAUUCACGGAUCCAAUCAACCCACACUGGGGUUGGAGCUGGCUAGAUCGAUGGGUUGUAACACAGCCAGGGGAUAUCCAAAGAGGUAUGGUUCACAGUGGGCGUGCAUCUGCAAAGAGCAUGGCAAGCCAACCCUUGUCUGUUGGAGAAGUCACUAAACUGUACACUUCUCGCGGUCAAAUCCAUCACAGUAACAACAAGCCUUCUCCGGCUGGCCAACAAAAAUCAAGCCGGCCCCCGAGUCAUAGGUCGUCUUCAAUCCCACUUCAGAAGGCCCCCUCUGUCUCAUCUACUUCCAGCAGCAAAGUAAGGGCGCCAAGCCCAAAGACCGGUUCUUGGGGCCGUGAUGAUGACUUGAGGAGUGCAGUUAGUGCUCAGUCACAACGGUACCGAAGACAUACUAUUUCAGGUCCAUCGUUCAGAGACGACGAAAGCUUUGCAAGUUCAUCUGCCCUCUCUACUUGCACGGUUCCUACUAAGUCAGCUAAGGUCAAGUCCAGAAUUGAGAGUCCAUCAGGUAAAAAUGGGACACCAGAGAAAGGAUCCAAUACGAAGAAGAGACUUUCCUUCACAGAUUCCCCUGCUCGUUUGAGGAACCAUUCUGGCCCUCUUAAGGUGGAUCUUUUGGCUUCCAAUAAGGAUGCUGCUUCAGUCACUAAGAAGAAAGUUGCCAAUAAUGGUGGCAGGUAGUGCUGGGAAGUGAAGAAGAAUGCCACUGGUAUAUAACAAGAGCUUGGUAGGAUUGUGAAUGAAGAAGAUAUAAAAGAAGAAGAUGGGGAUGUACAGGGCUUGAUGGUUGCUUGUGUGAUCAUAUUCUUGAAGAGCAAGAUAGGGUAAUAAUGGAUGAUUAUUUUGUUCAUAAAGCUGUAUUCAUAGUCAUAUUCAACAUCUUUUUUAUUUUCUUCUUCAGUUUGAUUACGUAAUGUAAACAGGAUUGGUUUGGGGGUGAUAAUAAUUUAAUGAUAGAUUUAUUUUUUGUUCUAA